GCAAAGAGGAGCCGCCGGAACGUAACAUUGCGCCUUUUUUCAUGGAGUAAAGGACUUUCCCCCUCGCGGAAUAAUCCAGCAUUUGCAGCGGAAAACCUGCAGGAAGUUCCACGUAAAUGGAAUAGAGGCUGCGGGACUUGCACGGCUUGGAUGUGUUGGCGUUGGUGGAUGUAAUGCGCACAUUCUCCGCGGGACGCUGACCGGCCGAUGGGGGAAAGAUGGACACCUCUUCAGAACUCGAAGAUGGGACUCGCCACAAGAAUCAGACGUUCUGCGAGUGCGUCCCCGGCUCCUCGCAGCUCAAACAUCGCUGGUCCGACGCGGAAAGUGCCCGGGAGACGCCGGCCAAGAGGAUGAGCUGCAGCUACCUUCUGUGCACCAUCCUUCUCUUUGUGGCCGUCCUGCUGGCCGUCACGGUGACGGGCACCAUCCUCUUCAUGAACCACAACCGGGCGCCGCCCAUGUCGGAUGGGGUGCCGCACAUCUCCACCAACCAGGACGAGGCUAACGCCUUGGUGACGGUGGAGCGCGGCGAUGGUUCCCGCGUCAACAUCUUCAUUGACCCCAACUGCCCAGACUACAGCGGCAAUUUUUUGCGACUGGAAGGCGUGCAAACCUCGCUUCUGCACUCGCUCACUGACCACGACUCGGACCUCAAGUCGGUCAAAGGUCAGGAUCGCGCGCUGCUGGUCAGCCUGGCGGAGGAAGUAGCCAAGCUGUCCGCCCACGCGGGACAACUCAAGAUGGACUACGAGGCUCUACGCCGGGGGCAGGGGAGCCUGGGGCAAGAUCUCAACACGCUGCAAUCGGAGCAGGCACGCCUCAUACAGCUGCUGUCAGACAGUCAGGUAAACAUGGUGAAGGUGGUCAACUCGGUCAGCGACGCUCUCAAUGCCAUGCAGAAGGAGAACGUGGGCCUCAAAGCGCGCACCAAGGCCGACCUCCAGAGGGCGCCGGCCAGGGGCGCCCGCUUCAAAGGCUGCGCCAACGGCUCGCGUCCGCGCGAUUGCGGCGAUUUGUACGCCAGCGGCCAACGAGAGGAUGGUAUCUACUCCGUGUUCCCCGUCCACCACCCCACCGGCUUCCAGGUCUACUGCGACAUGACUACGGACGGAGGCGGCUGGACGGUGAUCCAGCGCAGAGAGGACGGCUCAGUGAGCUUCUUCCGGGCCUGGGAGUCCUACCGAGAGGGAUUCGGGAAAAUCACUGGCGAACACUGGCUCGGGCUGAAGCAGAUCCACGCCCUGUCCAUUCAAGGUAACUACGAGCUGCGUAUUGACUUGGAGGACUUUGAGAACGGAACGGCUUACGCCCAGUACGGCACCUUCGGCGUAGGACUCUUCUCCGUUGACCCCGAUGAUGACGGCUACCCGCUGACAGUUGGAGACUACUCGGGAAACGCAGGCGACUCUCUUCUCAAGCACAACGGCAUGAAGUUCACCACCAAGGACCGCGACAACGACCACUCUGAGAACAACUGCGCCUCCUUCUACCACGGCGCCUGGUGGUACCGCAACUGUCACACGUCCAACCUCAACGGCCAGUACCUGCGCGGCCAGCACACGUCCUACGCCGACGGCAUCGAGUGGUCGGCGUGGACCGGCUGGCAGUACUCGCUCAAGUUCUCCGAGAUGAAGAUACGGCCUACGCGUGACCUGGAGAGCAAAUAAGCCUCCUCGGUUUCGUUUUGUUUCAUUUUUUUCUCCCCCCCCCCCCCCCCCCCCCAAUACAUCCUGAUGUCUCUACCCCUUUUCAUUAUUUCUUUUCGGGUUGGAAAAACGGAUAUUUUUAGCCAGCAAGGACAAAACAGGAUGAUGAGAAGGAGGAAAAGAUGAAGGAUCUCAUUCCUGCAACCUGGGCCAUAUAGAGAAGCACGUACAGAUGGUAACCCUGAACUUUAUAUAUGUGUGCGUGUCCAUGCACGUGAUCAUGAACGUGCACGGCACCCCAAACCUUCCCAAAAAAGUUCCUCAAAUUAGUCGGGUGUCUGGACGCUUCUUCUCUUCAACCCUACUAGUCUGAAUUACGUUUUGAUAUAUUUUAAUUAAUGUUUUCCGUUCCUUUUAUGCAAACGAGACAAAAAAAAAAACAGCUUAUAAAUAUAUAUAUAAAUAGAUAUAUAUAUAUAUAGAUAUACACAAAGAAUAAUGUUACAGAGACAAACGGUGCAAUUCAGAUUUGUAUGUCGUUUUCAUUGGUCGAUUGUUUCUAUUUCAUAUGAAGGAGCGCAGUAGGGCCAUGCUAGUAGGAGAAAAUUGUCAUUUUAGGUCGAAAAGUUGUUCUUUUCCCCCCCCAGAAAAGCAAAUUUAUUAAAUGGCAAUCAUUCAUAUUAAUAUUGCAUAUCAUUUUAUUUCAACAGUACUUUCUCUUCUGAGAAAUUACAUGGAAAUGACUAAUUGUAACCCAAAAACAAUAAUAGAAUGCAAAAGUAAAUGACUUAGCUUUUUGUAGUUAUUUAAAAAAUAUAUAUAUUCUAGGUUUUUUUUCCUUCAAGAGGGAAAACAAAGUCUUGAGCUUGCAACAAUAAAGCUAAAGUUGGUGAUUUUAGAAACAAACGUUGAAAGGGAAAAAGAGGAGGGAGGGAGAAAGGACUGGGAACAAAAUAUUUUGAGCUAGAAUAUUGCAUUUAAUUCUUAAGAUUUGUCUUUCUCCUGGUAAAUUACAUGGAAUUGAAAAAAAAAUAAAUCACUGUUACUUAAAGUGCCUGUGACACCAUAAAAAUAAUCCUAAAUAGCAUUAUUAUUGGAAGGAAAAUCAUAUUUUGAGACGAUUCG
Messenger RNA from Corythoichthys intestinalis (scribbled pipefish), 2774 nucleotides. It is a transcript of the gene fibcd1b, whose product is annotated as fibrinogen C domain containing 1b. The transcript is spliced from 8 exons. The record is from RefSeq and is a predicted model, not a curated record. The coding region runs from base 219 to 1670 and encodes 483 amino acids. NCBI's taxonomy places the organism in Eukaryota, Metazoa, Chordata, Actinopteri, Syngnathiformes, Syngnathidae.